AUGGCUCCCAAGAAGAAGCAACAGCAGACUAUGUCCCUGGGGGACUUUCUGACUGAUUCUGGUUUUGGUGGUGGCUCUUGGGCUGAUGAGGUUGAGGAGACCUAUGUUACUGGCACUCAGCCCCUCCCCUCAAGCGACCGCUCCCGCCUUGGUGGCAGCGGCGCUACUUCGUCCUGGCAGGACCGAGGCUAUUCUGUUCGCGAGAGUGCCCCCGCGACACUUCCUGAGCGUCCUCCAUUCACUGCUCAUCUCGGAAACCUCUCUUACGAUGCGACGGUCGAAUCCGUCACUGACUUCUUCGCCGGAUGUGAAAUCAUGAGCGUCCGAAUCAUUGAAGACCGGGAAAUGAUGCGCCCCAAGGGCUUCGGUUAUGUCGAGUUCACCGAUCUUGACAGCCUCAAGAAAGCUCUUCAGCUUGAUGGCGAGUCCUUCCAGGGACGCAUGAUCAAGAUCAAGGUCGCCGAUCCUCCCCGUGGUGGUGACAGCCGCAUGGACUCGAACCGCGAUCUCAGCGAUUGGACUCGCAAGGGCCCCCUGCCUGAUCUUCCAGGCCGUGGUGGUGGUAGCAGUCGUCAACCCUCCGAGUUUGGUGGCGAGCGCAGAAUGCGCGACCCUGCUCUAGAUUCGAACCGUGGCGGCCCUACUCGCGAGAUUAACUGGGAACGCCGUGGUCCUCUCUCUCCUCUCCCAGCCCAAGAGUUUGGUGGUCGCGAAGGCCGCGAUGACAGCCGUCCCCCUCGUCCUGCCCCCGAGGGUAUGGGUGAGCGCAGCGAGUCGUUCCGUGGGUCUCGCGCUGAGCGACCCGAGAGGCCCGAGAGAGUCGAGAGGAGCCCCACUGCCGCCGAGAAGGACUUCCAGUGGCGCGACCGCAUGCGCCCGGAUGCCGGGAAGCAGUCGCCUUCCCAGGAGGGAGGUGAGGAGACUUCCGCUCCCGCUGCUUCUCCCGCUGCUGCCCCGGCCCCUGCCAGCCGUCCCCGUCUGAACCUCCAGAAGCGUACGGUCACCGAGUCUGGUGACGCCAGCGCUUCCGCUGGCGACGCCAAGGCCAGCCCAUUUGGCGCCGCCCGUCCCAUUGACACUGCUGCUCGCGAGCGUCAGGUUGAGGAGAAGCGCCAGCAGGCUAUCCAGGAGAAGCGCGAGGCCGAUGAGAAGGCCAAGGAAGAGCGCCGUCUCGCUAAGCAGGCUGCUAAGGAGGCCGAGGCCGAAGCCGAGGUCAAGGAGGCUGAGGCUGAGGCUGAGGCUGAGUCCAAGGAGGAGGUCAAGGAGGAGGCCAAGGAGGAGGCCAAGGAGGAGGCUAAAGAAGAGGAAACCCCUGCCGCCACCGAGGCCAAGGAUGAUGAGGAGAAGCAAAAUGGCGCCGAGAAGCAGCUGCCCGUGCGCAGCCGUGAGCCUCGUGAGCCUCGCGAGCCGCGCGAGCCGAAGGAGGGCGUUCCCAACUACAAGUCAAGAGCUGCCGAGGCCGGGAGCUGGAGAUCGGCCUCCGGUGAACAGCGCGGCGGUCGUGGUGGUGGCCGCGGUGGCCGCGGCGGCGCUCCCCGGGGCGGUCGCAAUGAUACCCGCGGACCCCGUGCCAACGGUGCCAGUGCUCAGCAGAGCGCUGCCCCCUCUGAGGCCGGCGACGCUACUACUGUUGACGAGGAUGGCUGGACCACUGUGCCCAACAAGAAGGGUCGUCAGGGACGCCCUUAA
Akanthomyces muscarius is the source of this 1689-nucleotide messenger RNA. RefSeq lists its product as uncharacterized. The transcript has 7 exons. The coding region runs from base 1 to 1689 and encodes 562 amino acids. The record is from RefSeq and is a predicted model, not a curated record. Gene Ontology annotation, molecular function: RNA binding. Lineage: Eukaryota; Fungi; Ascomycota; Sordariomycetes; Hypocreales; Cordycipitaceae.